AUGAAAGAAAUAUUGCUUCAAAGAGGAGAAUUUUUGGGAGCUGAUUUGAGAGCCAUGUUUAAUAAUCCGGUGUAUAGUGAUAUCAUAAUAACAUGCAAAGAUGGAGGAGUGGUUUACGGUAGUAAAUUAUUACUGGCGGCAAGAUCAGAUGUAUUCGCUCGUUUAUUAAUAAAGGAUAACGCCAAAUUGAAUGAUAAAGAGAAUAAUAACAACAGUAGCAGUUUAAGUUUGAAUAAACUCAAUUUUGAUAAUAGUGAGAAUAACCUAACAUUUACGGAAUUUAAUUCAGAAAUAUUAUUAAUAAUAUUAGAAUAUUUAUAUAUGGGGAACAUAACGAUGGAAUCAUUAACAUUAACUAAUGUGGUAGAAGGGUAUUUAGGAGCGGAAUAUUUUUUAUUACCAGGAUUGGAAGAAAUCAUCAUAACAUUUCUAGAUAACGCAUUAAAAUGUAGUGCGGAUAAUAAUUUAUCGGCGAAGAUCUUAACCCAUGCAUCAGAAUUUAUGUUACCAUCAUCUGAUGAUACGCUCUUUCGCACAUUACAUAACUGCCUAGUGGUAACCCCAUUAGAAUCAAUUGAUUAUGAUAAUUUGACGGCCGAAGGAUUAACAUUUAUUUUAUCACCUCUCAAUACUAAUACGAGCUACGAAGAAUUUGUUACAUCGGAAUAUGGAAUAUUUCGUUACAUAAUAUUAUGGUCUGCGUAUCAUUGUGAACAAAAUAAUGAUUCGAUUUUAUCAUAUUUUGAACCAUUAUUACCAUCAUCAGAUCAUGCGGAAUGUUUGGACGUGGGGGAAUUAGAACAAUUAAGAAAAUUACACGAAAAGAAUUCAAAAAAAUCGAAAUCAAAGGAAAUUAAAUCAUCAAUCACGGCAACAUUAAAUACAUUAUUACCUUGCGUGGAUUUCAAACUGAUUCACCCUUCAGUAUUAGCGAACAUAAUUGAACCUUUGGAUAUCGUGCCGAAUGAUAUGUUGAUUGACGCUUUUAGGUAUCAAGCGCAAUUACCUGCAGGUUCAGGUCCAAAACGUAAUCGUGGUACUAUAACGGCCAAACCGGAAAAUUUGAGAUUACAAUGGAGUCAACAAGCUUGUGGUAAACAAUGUAUGCUAUCUGAAAAUGACAUUUUAUUAAAAUCAUCUUCAAAAAAAUAUGAAUGGGCCAGGACCACCUUACCCAUUCGUGGUUAUGAAAUUUAUGAAUGGGACAUCUUUAUUGAAGAGACUUGUAAACAUCUUUGGAUAGGGGUUUGUACCGAAAGAAAAUUUAAAGUAGAUUAUUCUACCUGGUUAGGGGGAAAUGUUUAUGGUUGGGUUUUAGGUUCAAAUGGUUCACUUUAUCAUAAUGAUCAAUCGAGCUUGAGAGAAUAUGGUAUGGAAUUUGGUAAAGGCGAUAGGAUUACCGUACAUCUUAACAUGGGUAAUAGAUCUUUAGCUUAUUCUAUAAAUGGUAUCAGGUAUGGUGAAGCUUGGAACACGUUACCUCCUGAACUUUAUCCUGCCGUUUCAUUGAAAAAACCUGCAAAGGUUAGAAUUGAAAUACACAAGAAACCGAUUAUUAUCGAGAAUAAUAAUUAUUUGAUGCCUUAUUGUAAUCAUUCGAAUAUUCCGAACAUUCAGAAUAUUCAAAAUGUUCGAAAUAAUCUAAUUAGACCAAUUAGCCUGGAUAGUCUGAAUAGUUUAAACACCCCAUAUAAUACUCCAAAUAAUCAAAAUACUCCAAACACUUCAAACACUCCAAUUAUUUCUACUUCUGAUUCAACAUCACAAAUUUCUGCCGAAUGA
Funneliformis geosporum is the source of this 1782-nucleotide messenger RNA. Lineage: Eukaryota; Fungi; Glomeromycota; Glomeromycetes; Glomerales; Glomeraceae. The record is from the annotation of a GenBank genome assembly.